AUGACCUUCAUGCUUCGUGCCGUAGGAGACUCCACCUCCGAAAAGGAGAGAGUUUUGUCUGUCGAGCCUCAGGCUGGCUUCGCUGUCAAAACCAAGGUGGAUAGUUGCGCCAGCCAGGAAUUGGAAAUCGGUGUCAAAUACUUCAUAAACAUAUGCCAUGCGGCCGAGGUUCCCAGUCCAGACGUCCCAUUCGAGCCAAGUAUCGUCUACCCACUGAUCAUGGCAAAUAAAUGGGAGAUACCCAUCGUGACCUCGGCUGCCCGUCAAGACCAGGAUAAGAAGGGCGCAGUAUGCUACGUUAGUGAUUGCUGUGUCAAUACAUCUUGCUUGGAAUGGGCGCGACGCAAUGCUCAGCUUAAAGAAAUUCUGGUGGAAUGGUGCUUAGAGUCCUGCGAGCUGCGGCAAAACAUCGAAUUGAAUCGAACAAAGCUUGCAUUUCCUAAGCUGCGUUACAAAGGUUCAAGUAUACCUACGCUUGAAAUUUUAAGGGAGGAUUUGAACUCAAAUUCUAAGGACGUUGCAAGCGCAGAGCGUGAUGCUGGACCACAGUCAUUUUUAGACAUGCGAAGAGAUCUUAUGGAGAGUGAGUAUCAAUUGGAUAGUAGUACAGCACUUCCGCCAUUGUUUCCAGCGCCGCAGACCGAUCGCAAGCUUGUGGAAGAAAUCGAACCCGCUACAACAACUCGGCUCAAAAUUGGGGCAUACACUGAAGCCAAAGCACCUUUAAAUUUGGACGUCAGUAUAGGCAAAGCUUUGGGUCACGCAUGGGCCAAACUGAAGGUCGUCGUCCACUCAGAAUUAAUGGCGCAAAGGGAUUACGAUGUACGUUAUGCUGCGUCUGAUAACUCAUUAAUUGUUCAAACUACUAAAGAGCAUCCAAAGUUCCAGUCGCAACAAAUCCAUAUUCCGUUGCCACAAGUAAUAGCAUCCUCCAACGUAAAAUUGAACGUUAGUUUCGACCAGGACAGUGGAAAAUUACAUAUUUUGAUCUGA
Messenger RNA from Lachancea dasiensis, 993 nucleotides. The record is from the annotation of a GenBank genome assembly. Lineage: Eukaryota; Fungi; Ascomycota; Saccharomycetes; Saccharomycetales; Saccharomycetaceae.